This is a messenger RNA of Haemonchus placei, 828 nucleotides long. Lineage: Eukaryota; Metazoa; Nematoda; Chromadorea; Rhabditida; Trichostrongylidae. The record is from the annotation of a GenBank genome assembly.
AUGCCGGAUCCCCCUCUACCUUUGCGUGCAUCGGGAGACCUUGAUCAUCCUUUUCUGGGCACUCUUGCCCUUGCGACCAAACAGUACAUCCGUGAACUCACCACAUAUUCAUGCAUGGUACACCUUGACAAGGACAGAAGAAAUAUAAAUUGUCUGUGAAAUCUUCGCCUCUUUGGCACUGACCUACCACACGGAAUCAGAGAUGCCAAGAAUGCAAAGCAUAUGGCCGAGGAACUGAGCAUCACGGAAAGAAGACUGAUGUUCGAUGCUUUACGUAAAAAGAUGGCUGAUCAAUACAUGGAACAAAAAAGGCUGCAACAAGCAGAAAUUCAUAACGAUGAUCUUCUCAGAAUAUGGUACGUAUCAUUACUAUCUUCCUAUGUGCUCGGAUUUGUCGACACUGCCUUAAUGAUUAUUGCUGGUGAAAGUAUUAACAGCUCAUUCGCUACCGUCUACGGUAUGUCAAUUAUGGGCGCAGCUGCUCUUGGAAAUAUCUUCACAAGCGUUGUUCUAUUACAAACCCAAGUUCACAUCGUCAACCUUAUAACACGAUUUGGUCUCAACGGAUCCCUUUGUGGACUUUUUCCCCUCCUACUUUACCACAAUCUGACCGUCGAGGAAAUCGAACGAAAAGCUAGAGCGCUGACCUAUGUGUUCAGAGAUCAUCAUGAAAACGCACCGGAAAUGAUAGAUCAACCAGCCGAGUACACACCUACUGAACAUAUUAUUAAACGAUGUCUGGAAGUUGAGGCGAAAGACAAAGAGGUGUCCCACAGCUGUGGUGUCGACGAAGAUGAAGCAAUCGUAUUUCAACGGAGCAAUUUGUAG